CAAUAAGGUAUCAUUUAAAAAUGUAGUAGAAUAUUUGAUAAAAGUUUAAAGACAUUGAUUUUAAUGGUUUAGUAAAUGCUCAAAAUCAAAAGUAUCGUAGUCAAUCUAGUCAUAAUAUUGCCAUUGAUACUGAUCUCUAAUUCUCUACAGAUGGCUUUUUCACUUAGUAUUAAUGAAUCAUCACUGAUUAUUAUGAUAUGAAUCAUCAUUAAAUUAGCUUUCUCCUUGAUCUGUUGUACUCUUUUGAACUUGAAACAAAAAUAGAAGAUGAUUGAAACAGAAAUGACAAUCCAAAAACUGGAAGAACCGAAAUUAGAAGAGUGGGAUGAGCUCACGAUCGAGAUGCGGCGAGAUUUAUUGGCUCUUGAUUUACGUAUUUCCCUAUUUGUUGGCGCCGUACAAAAUUUCAAAUACGAAUCGCUACUCAAACCUAUUCCUGCAAACUACCGAAAAAGUGAUGGCGAAGCAGAUAUUAAAACUAUCCGCGAAUUAGUUUCCAGGCUUCCGGAAUUGCCUCUUCGCGACCUCAACUAUAAACCGGAUCCCCAAUUAACCACUUUUAUGAAGACAUUCUUUUUGAACCACAACCAGCAGCUUAGUUUAAUCUCUGUAGAAGAACUCAAACGGCAAGUCGGCGGGCAAAUUGAGCUACAAAUUGCUCCGCGAUGGAUCUUCCAAAUUGAUCAUGUCUCUCGCAAUCAACAGACUUGGGAACGUAGAAAAGCUUCUUCCUCUUCAUUUUACGCCUUCCAUGGGAGUCGUUUUGAAAAUUUCCAUUCGAUAUUGAAUUUGGGACUUCAUCAACAUCUCAACAAGACUGCCCUGUUCGGUGAAGGAAUUUAUUUAUCAACCGAACAAUCUUUAAGCCUUCAAUACUCUCCUUGUGGACAAGGUUGGAGUAAAAGUCAGUUGGGACCAGAAUUAUCGUUACUCGCCAUUUGUGAAGUAAUUGAUCAUCCAGACGUUAAGAGAAGAGGUUCGAGACCGUCUACGGGUAAUAUGGCGAUUCCGGACAAGUAUAUUCUCGUAACCAACAACGAACUCGUACGCCCUCGAUACUUUCUGGUUUACACAAGACCUAAAGUGAAGACUGUGAAAGUUACUAGUUUCGUAGAGCGUCACAAGUUUGUUUUGUUCCUAAGCCUUUACGUCUCACUCCUUCUCGCAAUCGGCCUAGCCAAAAAAGUUGCUGUUUGACAUAUGCUUGCAUGUAUAGUGUUUAUUUAAACUGAGAAUUUUAUUCCUCUG
Daphnia pulex (common water flea) is the source of this 1248-nucleotide messenger RNA. Its product is annotated as protein mono-ADP-ribosyltransferase PARP16-like. Gene Ontology annotation, biological process: endoplasmic reticulum unfolded protein response. Gene Ontology annotation, molecular function: protein serine/threonine kinase activator activity; NAD+ poly-ADP-ribosyltransferase activity; kinase binding. Gene Ontology annotation, cellular component: nuclear envelope; endoplasmic reticulum tubular network; membrane. Lineage: Eukaryota; Metazoa; Arthropoda; Branchiopoda; Diplostraca; Daphniidae. The record is from RefSeq and is a predicted model, not a curated record. The coding region runs from base 268 to 1197 and encodes 309 amino acids. The transcript is spliced from 5 exons.